Messenger RNA from Thelazia callipaeda (thelaziosis nematode), 1272 nucleotides. The record is from the annotation of a GenBank genome assembly. NCBI's taxonomy places the organism in Eukaryota, Metazoa, Nematoda, Chromadorea, Rhabditida, Thelaziidae.
AUGCAACAAGAUUGUCAGCAACAAUCACAUACAUUGUCAUCAGCUGUACGAAGUUCUGCUCUACCUGUUACUAAAGAAGAAGAAGAAGAAGAUGAAGCAGAGGCAGAAGCAGAAGAAAGAUCUGUACAAGGAAGUCAAGAAGAUGCUUCGAUGUUAUCAAAAAGUGAAACUCACAACAUCAAAAAAGUACUGUAUCAUAAUGAAAUGAUGACUUAUCGUCCACUUGGAAGCACGUCACUCAAUGUUUCAAUUAUAUCUUUAGGUGGUGGAGCAAUUGGAGGAUUAUUUGGAGAUAUAAAAAAUUAUCCUAUAGAUGAAAUUUUAAAAGAAGCUUUUAAAAACGGCAUUAAUUACAUUGAUACUGGUUACUGGUAUGGUCAAAGUCGUUCAGAAGAAAUUCUUGGAGCAGCUCUAAAAAAGUUCCCUCGAAGUACUUAUAUUAUCAGUACGAAAAUAGGUCGAUUUGAAUUGGAUUUUUCACGAUCUUAUGAUUACCGAGCAGACGCUUUACUUGAACAACUUUCAAUGAGCUUGAAAAGAUUGAAAUUAGCUUACGUAGAUAUCUGUUAUUUGCAGUUACGUGACAGCGAUUUCAACAUAUUAGCUCAUACAAUCUUCACAGAAUCUCUAGAAGCAUUACGAAUAGCUAAAGUUACAGGGAAAACGAAAUACAUUGGCAUAGCUGGUUACACACUUCAGAAUAUUGUCAAUGUGCUUGAGAACAGUCCAAUAAAAAUUGAUAUUGUAAUGACAUAUGGCCGUGCAACGCUUUGUGACAAUUCAUUUGGCGAAUAUAGACAAUACUUUGAGUCGUACGGUGUUGGUGUAGUUAAUGGUGCACCACUAUCAAUGGGACUUUUAAGUGACGAAGGUCCAAAAGAAUGGCAUCCAGCACCAUCUGUAGUUUUGAAAAAAACUAGUGAAGCAUCUAGUUAUUGCAAAAGCAAAGGUAUAUCCUUAGCUAAAUUAGCCAUCGAAUAUGCAACACACUUCCCUGGAAUUAACACAUGUCUUGUUGGAGUGAGCAAUAAAGGACAAAUACUACAAUGCAUACAAAUAGCAUGCAGUGAUGGUUUAACUAGUAAUGAGGAACGUGUUCGCAGUCGAAUCCUUCGCAGAUACUUCGACAAAUUGAAUAAUGCAAAUUGGGAAGGCAUUGACUUGCACCAGUACUGGAAACGUAUGGAAAGCACAGAUUGGAAUAAAACUUUUAAAAAGCAUAGCCGCCUUCAGUUAGCCAAGCAACAAUGCAUAUGUACAAUGUACACAUGA